Exaiptasia diaphana is the source of this 2223-nucleotide messenger RNA. RefSeq names its product cactin. Gene Ontology annotation, biological process: mRNA cis splicing, via spliceosome. The transcript has 20 exons. NCBI's taxonomy places the organism in Eukaryota, Metazoa, Cnidaria, Anthozoa, Actiniaria, Aiptasiidae. Gene Ontology annotation, molecular function: protein binding. Gene Ontology annotation, cellular component: spliceosomal complex; cytoplasm. The coding region runs from base 61 to 1806 and encodes 581 amino acids. The record is from RefSeq and is a predicted model, not a curated record.
AUCUUAAUAAAUCUUUGAUUUGAAAAACAGGAAGCAAAAGAGAAGAAGAGAAGAGAACAAAUGGGAUGGAACAAAGAAUACGAUGGGUACACUAAUGCUGAUAAUCCAUUUGGAGAUGCUCAUUUAUUAGAAACAUUUGUCUGGCACAAGAAAAGAGAGAAACAUGGUGAAGCUGACUUAAGUGAAGAUGAAAGAAGAAUAUUUGACAAACGAAGACAAAUGGAAGCAAGAAAACAACUUGAAAGAGUGAGGGAAAGAAGAGCUGAAAGAGAACGAGAAAUGGUUUUAAGAGAAGAAGAAAAGGAAAGGAUGCAAAGAGAAAAAGAAUCUACUUAUUACAGUGAAUGGGAAAAACAGGAAGACAAGUUUCAUCUUCAACAAGCUAUGCUWCGGUCAAAAAUACGAAUCCAAGAUGGCAGAGCCAAACCUAUCGACCUCCUGGCACAAUACAUCAGUGCAGAAGAUGAAGACUUGGACAUCAAGAUGCAUGAGCCAUAUACAAUGCUAGUGGGUUUAACUCAAGUUGAUUUAUCAGAUUUAUUAGAAGAUAUUAAAGUGUAUAUGGAGCUGGAACAAAAUAAGAAUACUGAGUACUGGCAGGACAUAACUACAAUAUGUAAAGAUGAGYUACAAAAACUGAAGAAAAAAGUACAUAAAGAUCAGUUUGCAAGAAGAGAAGGAAUGCACGAGGCUGUUCAUACAGAUGUUGCUAAGAUAUUCACAGGAAAAACGCAUUCACAGUUAAUAGCGUUAGAAAAGCAAAUAUACUCCAAAAUAUCUAGUGGUGAUGCUGUUGACAUUGGGUACUGGGAAUCAUUGUUACAACAACUUAAAGUAUUUAUGGCGAAGGCAAGGUUAAAAGAAAAGCAUCAAAGAAUGCUAAGAGAGAAGUUGAAUCAAUUAAAACAAAAGAAAACUGAAUCCAAUGAUUCAACUGRAGAAAUUGAACUAAGUGAGUCCGAAAGUGAGCCAGAAAAAGACGAAACAAAAGUGGAACAAACUGAAAAACAAGAUGAACAAGAAAGAGAAAGAAUUGAUGACGAACAGCCAUCAACGAGUAAAAAUUGGAGGGAUGAAUCAGAUGAAGAAGAGGACAAAAAUGAUGACAAUGAACCGCCGAUUGAAGGGCAAACAUUGUCUCUUUUCACUGAAGAAGAUCUGUUAGAGGAAUGUUAUUCAGCWUAUGCAGCUGGGAAUUAUAGUCCUAAGUUAAUAAAAACUGCAGAUGUUGAAGAGAACUUGAUAAUGGAUCCAUUUGAAGACUGGGAAAAACUGCUGUCACUGAGAGAAGAUGUCAGAGGUGGAGGCACACAUUUGGUCAAAGCACUGGAGAGUUCAGCCAUGGAGAAAGAAGAGGCCAGCAAAGGACUUGGCCCUGAUGAAGAGACAUUUAAUGUCCCWGUUCCUUUAUCUCAAAAGACCUAUACUUGGGAAGAUAAAUACAGACCAAGAAAACCAAGAUUCUUCAACAGAGUUCACACCGGUUAUGAGUGGAACAAAUAUAACCAAACUCAUUACGAUAGUGACAAUCCACCUCCCAAGAUUGUUCAAGGAUAUAAAUUCAAUAUAUUUUAUCCAGAUCUGAUUGAUAAGACUAUUGCACCUGAAUAUUAUGUGGAUCCAGAGAAGGAUUCACCGGACUUUGCUGUAUUGAGAUUUCAUGCUGGUCCUCCCUAUGAAGACAUUGCUUUCAAGAUUGUAAACAGAGAAUGGGAAUAUUCACAUCGGAAAGGAUUUCGCUGUCAAUUUCAUAACAACAUAUUUCAACUUUGGUUUCACUUCAAGCGAUAUAGAUAUCGUAGAUAGUGACAUCUGUCAAUCAAAAAUCUGUAUAUAUAAUCAGCGUAUCUUACUGUAAGGACCUCGAAGAGAUAAAGAAAAUGACCAGUAUUGUAUUAAGCCCCUAUGAAUCGUCCUCCAGCUUCAAUAGGUAAGCAAGCUUGUUAUAGCAGAGAAUAUUGCAAGGAAUCUUCCCUUCCCACCUAGUCAAGCAUUAAUAUUGCAAAUACUUUACAAAAAUCCAGACAUUUUCUCUUCAAAGACUUGUUUAUUUGUGUAAAAUAUAAGUGUGAAUUGUUAACAAAAAUCUUUGUWUUAUAUUAAUGUAUUUUUAUAAUGCUGAAAACCACUACAAUAAUUAUGUUGUAUGGCCUUGUAAUUUUGUAUGAACUUUCUACAUGUAAGUCGUAAAAACUAUUAAAAUCCAAUUAUUAUUUAAAAUAA